Molecule: messenger RNA, 1836 nt
Organism: Haliotis rufescens (red abalone)
Lineage: Eukaryota; Metazoa; Mollusca; Gastropoda; Lepetellida; Haliotidae
Exons: 3
Coding region: 33-1706 (557 amino acids)
Source: RefSeq, a predicted model, not a curated record
ACACACUUAGGAGGUAGUCGUGAGGACGUGGCAUGGCGCUGUCAAGGACGUUGAUUGUAAUAGGCGUUAUACUUGGAACCUAUGGCCCCGGUUGGACACGUGGCGGGGAGUAUGUUCUUGUUUCGCUGGGGAGUCACGGUGCAGCCAUCAAACCCUUCGACAUAUCCGUGACCUCGCGUUCAGUAAACCUAACGUCAGCGUCGGUGACAACAUCCUGGAACCUCACCUCGUCACAGAACACGACCGUGAGCGUAACUCAGGGUCACCUGUUUUCCUAUGGGAUGGACAGGGUUCUUCAGGGUAUCUCAACCAGAGGUGACGCCGUUCAUAUUCAGACGUCGGACGAAAUUGACGUUUCUGUAAUCAGCUGUUUCUCCCACUCUGGUGGAGCGUAUCGCGCCUUACCUGUAGAGAGUCUGGGUCAGGUCUGUUUCAUUAUAACGCCAGAUGACUGUUCAAACAACUGCCACAUCGCCAUUGCUGCAACGGAAGACAACACGACGGUGACCUUAACCCCAGGGGACAUAAUCCCAAAUUGGGAGCACGUACCAGGACUGACGUUAAGUAAUGAUACCUUUACGUUUCAGCUUGACAAACACGAAAGUAUAAAACUUGGCAGCGUGUCUGAUCUUUCCGGUACACACGUGGAGUCCGAUAAACCAGUUGCAGUAUUUUCAGGAAGUACUGGAUCAAGGGGAGACCGCGGAUUUGAUACCGUUAUAGAGCAGCUUCCGUCAUCAGACCAAUGGGGGCGGACCUUCUACACCAUCCCAACGCCCUACCAUGUGUCGAAACAAAACUUUUAUAAGUUCAUAGCUUCUCAUGCCAACACAACUGUGUCAGUAGGUGGUCAAGUGACUGACCUAUUGGACGCUGGGUCUUUCGCCACCGUAACCUUGUCAUCCGAUGCUUUCGUUGAAGUGACCAGCAGCAAGCCGUUGAUGAUGAUAAAGAUGGUCCAGAGGGACGCUGGUCUCGAUGGUUGCAUGUCGCUUGUACUUUCACUGAAUCAAUAUAUUUCCGGCACCUCCUUCUUACACAACGGCUACAACAACUACGUCUCCAUCAUCAUCAACGUCACCCACAAAGACGAUAUUCUUCUGGACCAGAGCCCUCUUCCUGGUACGGCCAAUUGGACUCUCAGCGACAAUCUCGACAUGGCCCUGGGGGUGGUGCUUGUGAGUAAUGGCAGUCACACCCUCACCGUGGCUGCCCCUGGGGUCAGGUUUGCUGCCUACCUGCACGGCGUCAGUAUCAACACAAACGCAACCGUGUGCUUGCCGCUAGGUGUCGCCCUUUCCGUCAGUAGAUGGCCCUCGCCCAUGGAUACCUGCACGUGCAGCACGGUGUGUUUUGACGAGGAUACAGUUAACCGCACGAUAACCGCCGAGUUAAUCGCCAAUCUCACCGAAGAGAUCCGAAAGAAUCUGACUGUAGAACGGGAACAGCUGUCUGCAUCUGUCCGGAAGAGGAAGGCUGCUAGCGACAAUCGGCCAUCUUCACAAGGUAUGGGGACAAUCGGCGUCGUCUUCAUCACCGUCCUGAUGGCUGUCGUGGUACUGUUUGACAUCACGGGGAUGUUUCUCGGACCCACGUAUGCAUUUUCAAAGAAGAUAAGGAGAUCGAAACUUAGACAGAAAACGAAGAAAAAGGACGAAGACAUUAUUCUCGUCUCCAAAUUACAGACAAUCACAAGUCAUGAAUGAAUAGAAGGAAAUGACGUAUGCUUUACAAGACACACGACUAACAAAUACGUGAACGUUCAGCUCACGUAUACAACCAGUUCAUGUGUAUGACCUUUAAGCAUAAGUUUGUUUGUUUGUUGUUUAACGCCAC